AUGGCCAAGCGCAGCUCGCUGUCCAUCCGCAUCGUGGAAGGGAAGAACCUGCCCGCCAAGGACAUCAACGGCAGCAGUGACCCCUACUGCAUCGUGAAGGUGGACAAUGAGCCCAUCAUCAGGACAGCCACCGUGUGGAAAACCCUGUGCCCCUUCUGGGGUGAGGAGUAUCAGGUGCACCUGCCGCCCACCUUCCAUGCGGUGGCCUUCUAUGUCAUGGACGAGGAUGCCCUCAGCCGGGAUGACGUUAUCGGGAAGGUCUGCCUCACCAAGGACGCCCUGGCUGCCCACCCGAAAGGUUUCAGUGGAUGGGCCCACCUGACGGAGGUCGACCCUGACGAGGAGGUGCAGGGCGAGAUCCACCUGCGGCUGGAGCUGGUGCCGGGGGCCCGCGCCGGCCGGCUGCGCUGCUCCGUGCUGGAGGCCAGGGACCUGGCCCCCAAGGACCGGAAUGGCGCGUCUGACCCCUUUGUCCGUGUGCGCUACAAUGGCCGGACACAGGAGACCUCGGUUGUGAAGAAAUCGUGCUACCCACGCUGGAACGAGACAUUCGAGUUCGAGCUGGAGGAGGGGGCGCCAGAGGCGCUGUGCGUGGAGGCCUGGGACUGGGACCUGGUCAGCCGCAAUGACUUCCUGGGCAAGGUGGUGGUCAACGUCCAGAGCCUGCGGGCGGCCCAGCAGGAGGAGGGCUGGUUCCAGCUGCAGCCCGACCUGUCCAAGCGACUGUCCUCUCUCCACAGGGAAGCGGGCAACCUGGGCUCCUUGCAGCUGGAGGUGCGGCUGCGGGACGAGACGGUGCUGCCCUCUAGCUGCUACCAGCCCCUGGUGCAGCUGCUGUGCCGAGAGGUGACGCUGGGCACCCAGGGCCCAGCACAGCUGAUCCCGCUCAUCGAGGAGAUGACCAGCACCGAGUGCCGCCAGGAAGUAGCCACCAACCUGCUCAAGCUCUUCCUGGGGCAGGGCCUCGCCAAAGGCUUUCUGGACCUGCUCUUCCAGCUGGAGCUGAGCCGCACCACUGAGGCCAACACCCUGUUCCGGAGCAACUCUCUGGCCACCAAGUCCAUGGAGUCUUUUCUGAAGGUGGCAGGGAUGCGGUAUCUGCACAGCAUCCUGGGCCCCAUCAUCGACAGGGUAUUUGAGGAGAAGAAGUACGUGGAGCUGGACCCCAGUAAAGUGGAGGUCAAGGAUGUAGGGUGCUCGGGGCUGCACCGCCCACAGACUGAGGCUGAGGUGCUACAGCAGAGCGCACAGACGCUGCGCGCCCACCUGGGGGCGCUGCUGAGCGCGCUCUGUCGCUCCGUCCAAGCCUGCCCCGCCGUGGUCCGCGCCACCUUCCGCCAGCUCUUCCUGCGUGUGCGGGAGCGAUUCCCCAGCGCCCAGCACGAGAACGUGCCAUUCAUCGCUGUCACCAGCUUCCUGUGCCUGCGCUUCGUCUCUCCCGCCAUCAUGGCACCCAAGCUCUUCCACCUGCGGGAGCGGCACGCAGACGCCCGCACCAGCCGCACGCUGCUGCUGCUGGCCAAGGCCAUCCAGAAUGUGGGCAACAUGGACACGCCGGCGUCCAGGGCCAAGGAGGCUUGGAUGGAGCCGCUGCAGCCCACUGUGCGCCAGGGCGUGGCCCAGCUGAAGGACUUCAUCGCCAAGCUGGUGGACAUCGAGGAGAAGGAAGAACUGGACCUGCAGAGGGCGCUAAGUUUGCAGAUGCCGCCGGUGAAGGAGGGGCCGCUCUUCAUCCACAGGACCAAGGGCAAGGGCCCCCUCAUGUCCUCCUCUUUCAAGAAGCUCCACUUCUCCCUCACCACGGAGGCCCUCAGCUUUGCCAAGACACCCAGCUCCAAGAAAAGUGCCCUGAUCAAGCUGGCCAACCUCCGGGCGGCAGAAAAGGUGGAGGAGAAGAGCUUUGGCAGCUCACACGUCAUGCAGGUCAUCUACACGGACGACACAGGCAGGCCUCAGACCGCCUACCUGCAAUGCAAGUGUGUGAAUGAGCUGAACCAGUGGCUGUCUGCCCUGCGGAAGGUGAGCAUCAACAACACCGGCCUGCUGGGCUCCUACCACCCAGGCGUCUUCCGCGGGGACAAGUGGAGCUGCUGCCACCAGAAGGACAGGACAGGUCUGGGCUGUGAUAAGACCCGGUCACGGGUGACCCUGCAGGAAUGGAAUGACCCUCUGGACCAUGACCUGGAGGCCCAACUCAUCUACCGGCACCUGCUGGGCAUGGAGGCUGCACUGCGGGAGAAGCACCAGGAGCUGCGUGCAGGCACAGGGGCAGGCUCCACGCUCACGGGCCCCGGUGAAGCACCAGAGGACGCCCUGGCCCAGCUGCUGCAGGUGCUGCGGGACCUCCAGGAGGCGCACCGCCGCAGCCCCGCCGGCUCCCCACCCCCGGAGCCCAGCUGCCUCCUGGAGCUGCAGACGUGA
Molecule: messenger RNA, 2421 nt
Organism: Pipistrellus nathusii (Nathusius's pipistrelle)
Lineage: Eukaryota; Metazoa; Chordata; Mammalia; Chiroptera; Vespertilionidae
Source: the annotation of a GenBank genome assembly